Harpegnathos saltator (Jerdon's jumping ant) is the source of this 3140-nucleotide messenger RNA. RefSeq names its product mediator complex subunit 24 (gene MED24). The transcript is spliced from 12 exons. Bases 115 to 3123 code for a protein of 1002 amino acids. Gene Ontology annotation, cellular component: mediator complex. Gene Ontology annotation, molecular function: transcription coregulator activity. Gene Ontology annotation, biological process: positive regulation of transcription initiation by RNA polymerase II. NCBI's taxonomy places the organism in Eukaryota, Metazoa, Arthropoda, Insecta, Hymenoptera, Formicidae. The record is from RefSeq and is a predicted model, not a curated record.
UGCUUUGAUUAUGAAUUAUAUGCAAUGAUAGAUGUAAAUAAUGAUAAAUUGAAACGUUACGUACAAGGUUAUAAGGGCAGCAAUGUGUUAUAAGAAGGCUUUUAUAUAUCCUCAAUGUGGCAAAAAUUAUUUAAUGUUUUAACAUUACCGAUGGAAACCAAAGUGACUAGUAAAACUAGUAGUUUGAAAGCUCUUUUGUUACGAGCAUGGAGAGAACGCUGGAGUGAUUUGCAAUGGGGUAUUAAUAUCAAAACUAUCCUUCCAAGAGGAGUGAGUGGUGAUGUAUAUAACUUAGCUGAUUGUAUAUUGCAACAGGCAUUAGUGGGACCAGGGCCUAAUCAAUUGGUUUUGUCUUACUUAAAACAUUCAUUAAGUUCUCAGUUGGUAUCAUAUGCUGCAGUGCUGCAGCGGAUAAGUAAAUAUGACGCUUUCCACAAGCCUCAUUGCAUAGUGAGUUUGCUGGAAUUCUUGGAAUCCAUACAAGUUGGUAUUACAUGUCGCGGCAAACCAGAAGAGGAUCUUCUAGCAGCAGCAGUUUUAUCCAUCGUCCACUGGCUCCUGCAGUGUUACCUGCACACAUUAUCUAAAGCUCCACAGAACAACCCUUUGACUCCGCACCCAAGCGAACUUAUGGACAAACCUGCCAGCAUCUUGCAGCAGAUGCUGAACUCUGAUUUUCUACGUGCGAUGAUGUAUCUAGCUAAAUACGACGACGAAGAUCUGUACAUAGAAGUUAUGAAGAAAAGCUCGGAAAUCGAGGCGCUGCUAAAGACGACCACUCUAAAAUCUGUGAUACCGAUAGAAGACUCCCUGAAGAUGCUGUACGACUUGGAGAUUGAGAGUUUUUGCCCCGAAAAGACUCGGAUGGAAUCCAUCACUCACUGCCUGCAGCCGCUCUUUGCCGUUCAAGUGUUACUGAACCCUAGCACAGAGACAUCUGUGUUUGUCAAUCAGCUGUUAAUGGUGCAAAGGCUGAAGAGCUACACGAAUGCACGGCUCUACUGCGAGAUCAUCCGCGCCUGUCUAAUGUGCCUGCACAAUGUGACGGGAACUUACAAGGAAUCGCAGUGGGGAGCCUUCACGUUUCUAAAAGUGCCUCUUAUACUGAAGGAACUGCACCAAGCUAAUCUAAAGAUCGGUGAGGAGAAGUACGAGUACUCGCAGGAUAUUCUCGAUGCGUUCGAGCUGUUGCUUCAGUUCGCGUCCCUGCUCGACAUAAUGGACACGACGUGCUCGUGCAACUGCGUCGAGUGCUUGCUGAAUGAACUGCAGAAAGUGAAUCUUGUCACGGAGAAGCAAGCGAAGCACUUAAGUGCCAGGAGGGAGGGAGUGACGGCGGCCCUGCAGAAGCUGGAGCCUUCCAGCACCCCGAAGUCGUCGAUCCCAAAGGUCAUUAUACGCGCGGAACCGACCUUGGCCGGCAUCUUGAAGACGCUGAAUGCCGAUUACACGAAGAUCCAGGAGGCCUUGCUCAGCAUGCUGCGCGAGGUCCUGACGGGCAAUAGUUUCGAGCUGAUGCUCGCGGUAGCGACCGUGGAGGGCAAACUGAAGACCUUCGUCACCAAGCUCAUCAAGUUUAACGAAUGCAGCAGGCAGAUCAACGAGCCUGUGCCCGGCAAAACAGCGGCGACGCGAGCGAUGCUGUUCGACAUGUCGUUUCUGAUGUUGUGCUCGAUAGUGCAAACAUACGGAUCUGAUGUUGUCCUAGAGGAGGGCGGGGAUUCGUUCUUCGAGCAGUGGGUGCGCGGCUGCAUGCCCGAGCGGAACAAGCCGAAGUCGCCGCAGAGGAUGCUGCAGAACAUCGACCCGGCGCGGGUGGAUGCGCUGCUGGCGCAAAUCAACUCGCCGGACCUCGACUUCAAGUCGAGCAAUCUCAAGUGGCACGUCGCAUGCCAGUCGGCGAUGGGCGCGGUGAAGGAGUUGCUGUGCGCUUGGGAGAGCGGUGUGCUGAGUGCUGGCGACGUCAAGAGGGCUCUGGACGGCCUGCGCGCGGCGGCGUGUUGCUUGCCGGUCUGUGCUGCUGCGUGGUUAUGCGCGUACAUGAGCAUCACGCACCAGGACGCCCUGCUGAAGCCCAUGAACAUGGUUCAACACUUCCUCACGCCGCUGCCCGGCGAUGAGAUGCAGGACAACCUUAAAGAGAGGUCUAGCUUAAUGUUCCAAAUUAUCCGGAAAAUGCAGUACGACGUGCACCCACCUACGCAAUCGAAAACGAAGGUACUCUCGAUGUCUAACAGUAUUAUAUCGCGGCAGCCGAUAUUGGAGCAGUUGGAGUCUGUUUGGCAGAACAUCAAUCAGCGCGGAUGGAUAAACAUACAAGCCACGCAGUCGCUGGAGUCUUUGCUGAACACUGGCGGCUCCCUGUGGUUUGUCACGAAUAUAGUGAAGGAGGUGCUCAAGUACCGUUACCAAGAGGAACUCGAUCGAGCUGUGGAUCUGGCCUUCGCCAUCUUCCACCUCGACAUAGAGAACUGCACCCUGGACCUCAUUAACCAUAUAAUACCGCAAUACCUGCACAACUCUUUGCAAAGCGACGAGCUUGUAGAGCCGCAGUCGUCCAUCCUGGCGAAGCUGUGCGUCUACUGCAUAUUCUCCACUCUCGAGUACAACAAUUCGAAUCCAUACCGCGGCAACAGUCGAAAGCGCGUACGGCACGACUUGGACGCGGAAGAGCUGGAAACACUCGGCGUGUCCGCGAACAAACUCCUACGACUGAGCGAGACGGGCGAGAAUGUUCCUAUAUUCAGCUCGCAGAGCGCGCAAGCACCCGGCACGAACAACGGCAAGAAGUCGUUCGUCCUGAGGGAGCCGCUCAUGACUGCGUUGAACAAUCUCUUCAUCAUAUUCAAUUUCCUCGCCAGCAGGGAUAGCGAGGUGUCUCAGCAAACUCACUUCAUAUUUCAAUUCCUGCGGCUCACGGUGCAGUGCGGGAAGGAGAGGACUCGUAUCGUGUUGCAGGGAAUGCCACAAUCGCUGGUACCCUGUCUCUUGAAAGCAUUGCCCGAGCUGUUCACGACGGACAUUCUGCUGCGAUUUUACGACAUAAGAACCGCGUUAGGACGCAAAUCGACCGCACGAGACUUGUGUAUGCUACGGAAUAUAAAUCUAAAGCCCACGAAAUAAACAAGUUUUCCCAAAGA